AAAAAAAUCCUGCAUCAUGAGCUUUGACCCUUUCAUCUCCUCCUCCCUCUCCCGGCGAUGGGGAGAUUCCCCCUCCAGGAGAACCACCUACCGGCUCUCCCGGGGGCCCCUGUCGUCCUCCAGGUGGCCGACGCGUUUGGAGCCGCUGCGGCGCUGGGAGCAGAGCGACCUGAGUCAGACGAGCAUAGUGAACGCAGAGCUGCUGGAGCUGCGGGCACAAGAACGAGAGCAGCUGGUGGGUUUGAACAACCGCUUCGCAUCCUACAUCGAGAAGGUUCGACACCUUGAGCAACAAAACCGGGUGCUGCUCCUACAGCUGGAGGGCCUGAGGCGCAGGCAGAAUCAGCCGUCUCGUGGGCAGCAGCUCUACCUCCAGGAGGUACGGGGCCUCAGGGAGCAGCUGCACCAAGAGACCCAGAAUAAGGCACGCAUGGAGGCGCAGAGGGAGAAAUUGCGGGAGGUGCAUGCACAGCUGCACGAGCGCUGGGAGGAAGAAGCGCGGUGGCGUGGCCAGGCAGAGGCAGAGGUGCAGAGGUUGCGGGAGGAGGCGGGUCAGAUCGCUCUGUGCAGCUGUGAUGCCGAGGCCAGCGGGGUCUCCCUUGCGCAGGAGUUGGCCUUCUUGAAGCAAGUGUUUGCAGAGGAGCAGGAGGGGUUGAGGGUCCAGCUACAGGUUGCCAGCCUCAGCGUGAAGCUGGACACAAGUAGACCGGACCUGUCGGCCGCUCUGAGAGAGAUCCGAGCGCAGUAUGAGAGCCUGGCUGGACGCAACAUGCAGACCGCCGAAGCCUGGUUCCGGGGGAAGGUGGCGAGCGUAGUGGAGCUGACAGAUAAGCAGGAGGAGGCUGUGCGCUUGGUACGUGAGGAGACCGCUGAGUAUCGACGGCUGCUGCAGUCCCGUUCGGCUGAGGUCGAGGCACUGAGGAAUGUCAUCGAUUCUCUGAAUGCACAACUAGGGGAGCUGGAGGAGACGCAGAACACUGAGGUCACCAAGUACCAGGGGAGGAUAAGUGACCUAGAGAGGGACAUUGCGGAUGCGAAAGAGGAAAUGUCACGCUAUUUGCGGGAGUAUCAAGAUCUGCUUAACGUGAAAAUGGCUUUGGAUGUUGAGAUUGCAGCUUACAGGAAACUCCUGGAGGGAGAAGAAAUUCGAUUUACGUAUUCCACCCUACCAGCCCUAGCCUAAACCCCUGAAGCACAAAACACCAUUUAAGACCCCCGUAGCUAAAUCCAUAUCCAUAACCUUUACAUUUACUUCCGAUCCUAGUUCUUUAGUUAAUUAAACCCAAAUUCCACCAUCUAAACAGGAAACAAAACCGCAGCAUAUCAUCGCUUUAAAGUCAGACGAGCCCUUGUGUCACACAAGAGGUACACAUAAUGAGGUCCCCCUUCUUCUUUACACUUGAAAAUGGACAAAUGACCACCUUGGAGACAUCGCUAAGGGCAGCACUCACUCAGCCAGAGCUCAGUGUCAUGUUGGCAGAUUCUAAUGGAGGACCUCAGAUACUAUAUUGUUCUGCAAAUAAUAGUUUUCACUAAAUUGUCAUGUUUCAUUCCCAGCACCCAUUGAAAAUCAGAUUAGCCAAUGAUCCCUUAUAUGCAAACUUUUAACCAAUUGUUUGUUGAGGUGAAUCGUUGUUCAGUCUCAGCUCACUUUGGGUGCUAGAAAUGGACUAAAGCCAAUGUGUUAAUUGGACAUUAGACCAAGAAUCAGUCUUCAGGAGAUUGUCCUGAUUACAUGGAUCUUUAGAUUACAUGUAGUUAGUGCAACAGUUCAGUUUCAGCUAUGUUAGUUAAGUUAGAAUGUGUUCAUUUAAGUUAAUGUUGCCGUGAUAUUUCAUUUGCUAUAUGUCUGUGUUCCGCUUCUCAUAUGUUUGUUUGGUUGAGAAUAUCUGAUUCCUUUGCUUUAGCAUUUACAGUGUUUGACUUGAUAAAAGCAUGACUGAAAAUCAAGAGUAGAAAUAAAAGCUCUAGAGCUGGAGUGUUUAGUCUCAUGGUUAAAAUACAACUAUCAUGCUUUCAUCUGCUUUUGUUGUGUCAUCUAAGUUACAAUGUAUGUCAAUUAUCAGUGAUUUGGAAAUGAACAAGAAACCGAGUCUGUUUGUCACGACAGUCUCUGAACUGAAUGGUGCUGUAUGUUUGCACCUAAACUACAUGCUGAAUAAAGCAACAGUACCUCUUCUGGA
Cyprinus carpio (common carp) is the source of this 2183-nucleotide messenger RNA. Its product is annotated as neurofilament light polypeptide-like. Gene Ontology annotation, cellular component: axon; postsynaptic intermediate filament cytoskeleton; cytoplasm. NCBI's taxonomy places the organism in Eukaryota, Metazoa, Chordata, Actinopteri, Cypriniformes, Cyprinidae. The record is from RefSeq and is a predicted model, not a curated record. Gene Ontology annotation, molecular function: structural constituent of postsynaptic intermediate filament cytoskeleton. Gene Ontology annotation, biological process: neurofilament bundle assembly.